Messenger RNA from Syzygium oleosum, 833 nucleotides. Its product is annotated as small RNA-binding protein 11, chloroplastic-like. The coding region runs from base 141 to 542 and encodes 133 amino acids. Gene Ontology annotation, molecular function: RNA binding. The transcript has 4 exons. The record is from RefSeq and is a predicted model, not a curated record. NCBI's taxonomy places the organism in Eukaryota, Viridiplantae, Streptophyta, Magnoliopsida, Myrtales, Myrtaceae.
AUGAAUCGGAAGCUCGAUUCGGCUUUCUUGUUCUUGUUAUAAAACCUUGGUGAAGAACGAAACCGAUUUGAUCCCCCAUAUACCCACGCCAUCAUCUUCUUCUUCUUCUUCUACCCUAAACCUCUCUCUCUCUCUCUCGCAUGGCAGCUCUCAUUAGAAACCUUCGGUCCGGGAUUAGUCUAUCCAACCCUUCACUCGUUCCCCCACCCUUAGUCACAAGUUGCAGAGGAAUCGUUUCGAAGCUUUUCGUUGGAGGAUUGUCAUUUUACACCACAGACAAAAUAUUGGCCGAGUCAUUUUCUCAGUUUGGUCAAGUUGUUGAAGCUAAGGUUGUGAUGGAUAGAGUCUCGGAUAGAUCGAAAGGAUUUGGAUUUGUAACUUUUGCAUCCGAAGACGAGGCUUAUAGAGCGGUGACAGAGAUGAACGGAAAGACACUGAAUGGGCGAAUCGUUUUUGUGGACUAUGCAAAGCCUCGGUUAGGCGAAAAACUUGGAAUGCCAAUUGCAAGAGGACCCCCUGAACCGAAAGUUGAUGAUAAUUGAAUACUCUUGCGAAGAUACAGAUAUAGUGAAACUCACAUUGCAGGAAGUAUUAAUUCAAGCACAAAGUGAAUGGUACACCCAUGUGCAUCACUCAGACAGCUCCCGACCGUACCAAUGAAAAACACAGAAAAGAAGAAGAUAGCUUGACUUUUUAGAAUGAAGAGAACAAGGAACGGGUAUUCUCAUGUGGCACUUAAUGUAGAUCUAUCGCUUUGCAGAUUUUAUCAUAGUCUACUGUUGUAAGAAUGAUCUGUUGUGAUCUAAAAAGUAUGCUAUUGGGCAGUUGAUCCA